AAAACAUAUCCUGCAGCACCAAGUGCAAAGAGGGGAGGCAGGGAGAGGGGAGAGGGGUCGAAAGCCAUGAAAGACCACUGGCUCGACGAUUCAAAUAAAUAGUAAACUGGGAAAAACCUGUAACUUAAAAAAGCAAUAAUCCCUCUCCCAAGCAAUUUAAACAACGACACGUUUUAAAAGAAGUUUAUUCAUUUACGAUACAAGAAUAAUAACUAAAGCAAAACAAGAUUUAAACAUUGUCGAGGAUAUACUUCUCAAGGAUGCGCGAGCACUACGCUUUUUUCAGAGCAGUUUCACUGAAGAGUGAUGAGUGGAGGUCGCUUUGAAUUUGAUGAUGGCGGCGCGUAUUGUGGCGGAUGGGAGGGUGGUAAAGCGCACGGGCACGGGAUCUGCACCGGACCCAAAGGACAAGGAGAGUUCUCCGGAUCCUGGAAUUACGGGUUCGAGGUGGUGGGAGUCUACACCUGGCCGAGUGGAAACACCUACGAAGGGUACUGGUCGCAGGGAAAACGCCACGGUUUAGGUGUGGAGACCAAGGGACAUUGGGUUUACAAGGGAGAGUGGACGCACGGAUUUAAAGGGAGGUACGGGACGCGUUUUAGCCAAGGCAGUGGUGCCAAAUACGAGGGCACUUGGAAUAACGGAUUGCAGGACGGUUAUGGCACGGAGACAUAUGCGGAUGGCGGAACCUUCCAGGGCCAGUUUACAGGUGGCAUGCGACAUGGCUACGGCGUACGCCAGAGCGUCCCUUACGGCAUGGCCGCCGUGGUGCAGUCUCCUCUCCGAAACUCUCUAAGCUCCCUGAGAAGUGAACACAGCAAUGGCACCUUACCGCAACAGGACAUACCGGUCAUCACCACCACAAACGCGUCCGACCAGGAAGCCUUGGUCAACACGCCCCUUGGGCCAUCCCGUGGUGGCUUUGCCCUCACCCUUCACGUGGACCCCGACACUGUCAAGCCAAAGAAAAGAGGCCUUUUCCAGCGUGGCUCGCUGCUGGGCAAGCUGAAGAAAUCUGACUCGAGAACAUCUCUGUCCAGUCAGAAGAGCAAGAUCAGCUUUUUACGCAGCGAGUCAGCACUCAGUUCCGCCGCCAGCGAUGCCAAUUCAACCAUUAGUCUGGGCGAAAGCGAAGGGGAGGGCGAGGGUCACGAGUUUCCCCCCGUUGAGUCGGAUAUCGACGCCACCACCACUGAAGUCUACAUGGGCGAAUGGAAGAACGACAAGCGCUCGGGUUAUGGGAUCAGCGAACGCUCGAGUGGGCUCAAAUAUGAGGGCGAGUGGCUGAACAACCAGCGUCACGGGUAUGGAUGCACCACCUUCGCGGAGGGAGGCAAAGAAGAGGGCAAGUAUGUUAACAACAUGCUGGUGAAGUCGGUGAAGAAGAAGGUCAUUCAGUUGAGGGGCGCCAAGAUAAAGCAGAAGGUGGAGCGGAGUCUGGAGGGAGCUCAGAGGGCGGCUGCCAUAGCCAAGCAGAAGGGAGAAAUCGCCAACUCAAGAACGGCUCAUGCCAAAACCAAAGGAGACGCCGCAGAACAAUCUGCCCACGCAGCCAACAAUGAAUCUAGCAUUGCCCGCGUGGUUGCCAGAGAGCUUUCUCCAUCUUUUCAUCAACCAGGUCCAGAGUAUCUGAAAAAGCGUGCCCUGCAGGAAGUGGCCGAGAGUAAUGAAAACGCUGACACAGGGAUGCACGAGCCGGUGUUAGGCGAGGAUUCCGCACCAACACCCCCGGACAGCCCAUUCAUGCACGAGAAUGAAAGCCUGAGACCAGGCUCCGCCCCUCCGCGCACCCCCUCGCCCACUCCCGGCAUCAUCCCUCGGGCCUCAAGCAAAGACGCUCCAAACCUACUGAGUCCUGGUAGCUGGAACGGAGAGAAGACCAGCAGAGGCAGCAGUCGAACAGGCAGCAGGUCCAGCACUCCGUCCUCCAACCAUGCCGCUCCGCCUGCCCUCGCCCCCGAGGACCGGGUCCCGUCCCGUACCCCCAGCCGCCAGAGCAUCAAAGCCGAGCAGGGAUCCGACAUGGAAAUCCAAACCCUGCAGAAAAUGAAGAUGGAGUCAAAAGCGGCGGAACCCACCCAUGCCGCCACACCGGUAAGAACCAGCCUCGUCGUUUCUACUGACGAUGAAGAACCGCCUCGCCACGCCUCCAAGCCGCAGGCCAAAGCAGUCACUCCUGAGAUGAAGCCAGCCCAAGUCAAACACAGGGCUGAAACAAAGGAGCUCGUGUAUGAGCCUCCGGCCUCUGUGAUGGUAAGCAAGUCAGAGUCCAUGACAGAGGUGAGGGAGGAGAAGAAAGCAACCAACAAAUUUGAAUGGAAACCUUCACCGAAACGAGAACCAACCCCUGCCCCUAAAGCUGCUCCGAAGCCUGAGCCCAUGCCAGUGCCUACACCAGAACCCAAACCUCUGGUCAAGGCGUCUGAGAAACCAGUUGGCAAGGUGGAGGCCAGGAAUGAAAUGAGGCAGAGGUCAAUGGUGAAAGUCCCCAGUGAAACGGCACAGGAGUCGAUGGAGCUGGAUGAGGCGCCGAACACGAUUAUGAUCUGCAUGGUUAUAUUCCUGAACAUUGGUUUGGCCAUUUUGUUUGUUCACAUUUUGUCAUGAGGCAACAAAGCGUAAGCCAAAACCACCCAGGUGAAAGAAUGUAGCGUGUGGAGCUGUGACGAUGCUGCGCGCUCCAUUAGCAGCUCUGUUGUUGUGAUAUCGAGUUUCAGAGAGUCCCUCCUGAGCUGCUCUAAAGAUGGCCGUCAUCUGCAGUUGGACUGAGUUGUCUGACCGUGAGAGAGAAAAGCAACUGUACACAUUUGCUUGGAAGGAUACCGCUGCAUUUAAUAGUUCUGUGGAAGUCUAACUCCGUUCGCUUGUCAAUAGAGAAACAUAAAUAUCUGUUGUAAGGGCUACUUUGUAUUGUGUACAUGUUAAAAAUAAUAUAUAAUAAUAGGACAUGUCACUUGGCAUUUAAUAUUCAUAUUUGGAGAAUAAACAUAAAUACAGUUAUGACAUAAAAUGGAUCAAUCCUGUUUUUCUGUUUAUUUUAGUGUAAAACCAGAACUCUAUGAUAUAAGACCGGGUGGUGUUGUAACCAAAGUUUGGUUUUGAAAUUCUAUAUGGAAAUGCACAUUUUAUCAAAUGUCUUAAAAUCCCCCUCCAUAAUAAAGCGCAACAUGCCUGUAUAAUAAAAGUGUGCCAUUAAAACAUGCAAGUAUAUUCACAGCGAAAGAACAAAAAGUUGUACAGUAUUCAUCGAAAUGGAUCGUUUGCUUAUGAAAUGCUUACAAAAAUGUUGUGGGAAAGUUCUACUGAAAAAAGGUAUAAUCAAGACAAACAUGAUGAAGGUAUCAUAUUUUCUGCAACCCUCCUUUACAGAUCUAAUGGAUCUCAACAGUUGAUCUGAGAUGCUGAAUCAAGAAUGUAAAAACACAACCUUUUCUUGAAUGGAACAUAACAAAGUGUGUUACUGUGAAUUUGUGACACUUUGGUGUCAGUUUGUGCUUGAAGUUCUUCCUCAUUUUUCUGCCUGUAUUAGAAAUAAAAUAGUAUGCAACAAUGUUGAAACCGGGCUGUGCAACAACUCAGUGCAAAUGUAUGUGUCCUACAUUUUAUAUGCAUGUGUGCACAUUUGUGUGUUUUUGUACAUUUCUUAAUUAUUAACUUUCCAUCAGCACAUUUGUUCUGAAAAUAAUUUCUAAUUUCAUAGUUUUAUAUAAUGCGCUCAGUUUAGCCAACACAGAAUAGCAAAUAAUACCUCGCACGUGUGAAGAGAUUAUAUUUAAUUAAACUCUCCAACAAAAUGUUAUUUGUUUAAUAAAUAAAGGGAUAUAAAUUAAACUCA
Molecule: messenger RNA, 3835 nt
Organism: Triplophysa dalaica
Lineage: Eukaryota; Metazoa; Chordata; Actinopteri; Cypriniformes; Nemacheilidae
Gene: jph2
Product: junctophilin 2
Exons: 7
Coding region: 307-2607 (766 amino acids)
Cellular component (GO): junctional membrane complex; plasma membrane; endoplasmic reticulum membrane
Source: RefSeq, a predicted model, not a curated record